AUGUUGGGCCGACUGCUCAGCACCGCUGCCUCAAGCCUCAACCCGGCGGCGUACUCGUCACGAAAUCAUGGAACACCGCUCGAAUCAGUGACCGAGGAGGAGCACACCUCCGGCCUUCUCUUUCCCGACGCUAGCCUUCUUCGCCGUUCCAACACCCAUACAUAUCCAUUGCAGACAACCUUCCACUCCCCCAAUGCCUCCACAGCCGGUGCUUAUGACGACCGCGGAGGGUUAGAACUGGACGCCAUCAAAGACUUCCGGGUGAUUGUGGCUCAGAAUGCCUUAGGUGAUCGCGAUGCGUGCGUUCUGCUGGACACACGUGCCUCCCCUGACCAGCCCCCCACUGGCCUUGGUAUCGACGCUCAAGGCCUUGAUCAGCCCGGUGCCCGACAUUCACGCACUGUAUCCAGCCUCACUCGCGGUUCCCGUCGAACCUUCCUCCCGCAAUCCUCCGUCGUCGAAUCCAGCCCGCUCUCCACAGCUGCCGAUGCACGGCGCUCAAGUCCCGCAAGCCCUGGCGCUUUCUCGCGAGCCCGAGGUCGUAGCUCCACACUGGCCCCAGCAGGAACGUGGCAUGAACCUGGGGUAACCCGUCAUGGCUCCGAUUCUAACGAUACCGGCUUGCUCAACUGCAUCUUCGGCAGCAGUGCUUUCAGCUACCGUGGAUCCUCAACGAAAAUGCAUAUUAUAUCCGCGGAUGAUGAGCCGGGGAUGGUUACGAGCUCAUCUCCAGCUGUUCGGAGUCCAUUGGCACGUGCAUACACCACUGGCAGCCCUUCAGGGUUGAUGGGGCCUCCGCGAGUGCAGGAGGGCAAACCACCCGCGAAGGUCACGGUUCUGGUGACUCGCAUGUUCAGCGUCAACCUUCCAGAAGGAGCCGAGGCAUCCGCUGAAAGGAACGAUUACGCCAAUGCCAUCUACCAAGAGUCUCUUCCUGAGAUGGGCUUUCCCUUCCCGGACGUAUCCAAACGAAAGAAGAUCAAGGAGAAGAAAACACCAAUGUAUGCGGUCGCCAUUACGAUUCAGAUCCCUUUGCUGGCUCGGAAUUCCGGACGACCGGUAUCUCGAUUCAGCACCCUCGGUCCUGAUUCGCCCCGAGUCGGCAUGUCGAGCUCCUUGGAUUCGGAUUAUCGCUGGCCGGGUGCCUUCCUUGACGAUAGCUUGUCCGCUGCCUCUCCUCCAGCUAGCUUGGACGAGCGUCUGGACCUUCUAGUUGACCACUGGGAUGUCAUAACCCGGACUUUGUCUCAUCUUGAAAGGCUAGCUCGGAACGAGAUUCUUUACCUGCUGAAGAGGGUGGAUUCUACAUCAGGGGCUCACCCAAAGCCUGCCAAGCCCCCAAAUAUGCAGAGGACGAACCAGACGAUCGUUCAUCUUCCCGCUAACCUACUGUCCCUGAACUCUAAGCUCAAAGAGGAGGCAAUCCGCAGUUCUCGUCGAAUCAGCCUGGCUCUUCAAACUCCCUAUGUCCUAACCGGUCAGAGCCGAUGGGGAGUGUGGCGAGAGGAAGGACGUUCCAUUGUCCGUGGCUUGGGCGACAAGGAUGCAAAUUUCUUUUUCCUUGUUCUGCUGACUGCGUUUUUGGGUAACCACACAGAAUGGCUGAAUAUCUUGGGACCAGAAUGGUACCGUCGCCGUCACAAUCAGCAGCAAAAGGCUCAACAGGACAGUGACCCCAUCUUGACCCACCGAACCGUUGUCAUCUGUCCAGACAAGAUGACUGCCCGUCGCCUGAUCUUCUUGCUCUCCGCAUUCCUUCCUUCCAAGCAGCGCCUGGAGCCCCUGCCUUCGCCGAUGCGACCCGGUACAUCGACAUCGAUGCGUGCCAUCUCCCAAAGCCCCCCAGCCGUACCAGUGCUUCGCCAAGAGUCACUCCGCAGAGCCAUCGAACGACGUGCUCGUGCUCAAAGAUUGAUGUCGAGUGAAACCGAUCAUCACAGGCGUUCUGUCAGCAUUUCGUCCCAGGACACCGCUCAACGCCCUGCCGAUGGGGUCGACCCCGCCACCCCCGUAUCCUCUACUGCUGCAGCUCGCAGAGGAUCAGAUGCUCGUUCGAUCAAAACCUUGAGUGCGACUAUCCAACCGAAGGACAUUCGGGCACAGAAUACCAGUGGUGCCACGACCUCGAUGACCACUCAGAGUAGCACGGUUCCCGUACCGCAUUUCACGUCCCAGCAAACCCGUUCCAGCCAGGGAGGAUCUGAUCACAGUGCCGCAGAUACCAAUGAGAGCCUGGCAUCGGAGACCUUGCUGAAGAGUCUACAACGGAGUGAGAGCUCAGUCUUGAGCGGAAAUGGCAGCCUUCCUUCUGGUGGAGGCCGAUGGGGUGGUAUCUUCUCUGGACUUUGGAGCUCCCGACAGGAGUCGUCCACCGAUGGGACUGAUUACUAUUCGCCAUCAGAAGCUCGCAAGCGAUCGGUUUCUACAAUCUCCGGUCCGCCCCCUCAGGCUCAGCCUACUCUGUCCCAGAUGGUCAAAGAAGUCGCCGAGACUGAAGCGGGACAUCGGCUCGAGGCCGCGCCGAGUGGUAACAUCUCCAUUCCAGCCACUACCAAUAGUGCCGAGGACGAUUCUCCCGAGCCAUCGUCACUUACGAGUCAGGUCCGCGAGUCCCCCCUGAAGCUUUCCGUUCGUGCGGAUGAGGGCGUGGUCGAUGUUGAUCUCCCCCUGCCUGGUUUCUUGUCCCUGUCUUCAUCCGGAGACUCUACAAUUGCCUCUCCCAGAAAGACUCGCACAUCGGUCACAAGCAUGGAUGCGAUGGCUUCAACACAUAGUAGUGGGUCUGGGUUCCACAGUACCAUGAAGGAAGCCGACGGCCCCAGUACUCACGUUGCUGGUUGGCUGAAGUUUUUCCAUGAAGAUUUCUCGCUCCAAGCGGUCCGACCGUAUGCUGCGAUUGAGGCGGACAUUAAGAGAGCCAUGCGGGCGGAGCCUACGCCUUACAUCCCCAUGACUCCGGAUGCGGAGGGCUCAGAGAGGUGGGUGGACGUGGCGACCACGUUGAUCGCCGAUACCAGGAGCUCAACCGUGAAGCGUCUCCGGUUGAGGCGGAAGAUCAUCGUGGGCGACCACUAUGGGCAGAGUAACACGCCCCCAUCGCCCGUCAACGCACUGUACGCGGGCAGCUCUCGCAGUUCGGGCGGAGGUGCAAGCUCCGCUUCACACUUCACCAGUUUCUUCACUGGCCAUGGCAAGUCUCCCGAUGCAACUUUCUCCGAAGCACAAGAGAAUCAUGUGGAGGAGAAGUUCAUCGAGGAGCCUGUCAUGGACCUUGAUGGGAUUCUGGUGGAUGCUGUGGAGCGAGUGCUCGGUCACAGUGGCCACUCUUCACUGGCGCAUUCUCGUGCGCCGUCUCCCUCACGUGCUCGGCGUGGCGAAGACAAAGGCCAAACAACUCCUCGGGGGGAAGAAGCCCCACCCGUUGAGGUCCCGCGAGCAGAGUGCCGAAAGAUGGUGCUUGGGGCCCUCGAGGAGGUUGUUCGGUCUGUCACCGCCGAGCACUGCCGGGAGGAUGUGGAAAGUGAGCUGGCAAUCGCUGACCGUGAGCGGCGACGGGCGUUGGCAGGGGCUGAUAAUACCCUGCGUCAAGGGAUCCGGGGCUGGCUGCUGGAGGUGGAGGACUGCUGGUGA
Molecule: messenger RNA, 3630 nt
Organism: Penicillium daleae
Lineage: Eukaryota; Fungi; Ascomycota; Eurotiomycetes; Eurotiales; Aspergillaceae
Exons: 1
Coding region: 1-3630 (1209 amino acids)
Cellular component (GO): cytoplasm
Molecular function (GO): protein-folding chaperone binding; ATPase inhibitor activity
Source: RefSeq, a predicted model, not a curated record